Messenger RNA from Scutellospora calospora, 300 nucleotides. The record is from the annotation of a GenBank genome assembly. NCBI's taxonomy places the organism in Eukaryota, Fungi, Glomeromycota, Glomeromycetes, Diversisporales, Gigasporaceae.
AUGUACUGUGCAUCAAGUCCUUUAGUGGGUCGGAAUCAACACGCGCCUGAAAUAAUGGAGCGUAUUUGGAUGAUUUUGAGCUCUGGAAAUAUCAAGGUUGGGUUCUUACUUUAUGGAGUUUUUUCUUUACCAAUUGUUUUUACGAAAAAGUUAAUUGUGACUUACGGAGCAAUAAGAGAGACUAUAGCCUAUCUUUCUUAUGGACUUUCAUCUGGAAUCGAUAGAAAGUUCAAGAUGAUGAAAAUUAUCCAGGUGAGAUCAAUUGGAGGAAUAUAUAAUGGAUCUGUCAAGCAUAGCUGA